AUGAAGUGGAUUAAGUGGGCUGCUAUUAGAAAGCUUAAUUUAAAGUAUAAAGUGGAUCUUGUAUGCCUACAGGAAACAAAGAAGGAGAAUUUCACCAAGCUCAUUUGCCAAAACAUAUGGGGAGAUUCUAAUGUCUCUUGGGACAGUGUUCCAUCAGUACACACAGUUGGAGGCUUACUUUGCAUGUGGAACAAUUCAGAUUUCGAGGUGGACAGGAGGGUGAAAGGCAGAAAUUUUUUAAUGCUUGUAGGGACAUGGAUUAAGGACAAUUUGAAGCUGUUCAUUGUCAAUGUAUAUGCUCCAUGUGAUCUUGUUGGGAAGAGAGAUUUGUGGGAAGAACUGAGGCAGUUAAAAGCUUCUAAUCCUGAGGGUUUAUGGUGCUUCCUUGUGGAUUUCAAUAGCAUUAGAAGCCAGGAUGAAAGAACAGGCUCAUCUCAAAGGAGUGUGGGCACAUAUGAUAGUUCUGGUUUCAAUGAUUGGAUAUUAGACAUGGAAAUUCAGGAAAUUAAAAGCUUUGGUAGCAUAUUUACUUGGUGUAGGCCAAAUGGAUCUGUGAGGAGUAGGCUCGAUAGAUGCUUGGUUUCAGAAAAGUGGCUACUUAAAUGGCCUGAUUCUUCACAACAAGUACUCCACAGGGAUUAUUCUGAUCACUGUCCAAUUAUUUUGAAAACAGAUCUAGUGGAUUGGGGCCCUAAGCCAUUUAGGGUGAUGGACUGUUGGCUUAAAAAUAAAGAGUAUCAAAGACUGGUUAAAGAAGUGUGGUGUGGUGACCAGCAACUUGGAUGGGGGAGUAUUGAUAGAACUCUGUCGGAGGAUGAAGUUAAGUCUAUGAAGUCCAUUCAGCAGGAACUGUGGCAGGUCUCAUUUGCAUAUGAAUCACUCUUGAGGCAGAAAUCAAGGAUUAAAUGGCUCAAGGAAGGUGACAGUAAUACAGCCUUCUUCCACAAAACUAUAAAUUUCAGAAGACACUAUAAUACAAUUCAAGGCAUCUUCAUUGAUGAUGUAUGGGUUCAGCAACCUAAAUUGAUUAAGGAUGAAGCUGUUAAAUUUUUUGCUAGUAGAUUCACUGAGGAAAAGCUAACCAGACCUACCUUGGAUGGGGUUCAAUUCAAAAUGAUCACUCACACUCAAAGCGAGGAGAUGAUUGCCCCUUUUACAGAUCAUGAACUUAAGGAAGCUGUGUGGAGUUGUGGAGGGGAUAAAUGUCCUGGGCCGGAUUGA
This is a messenger RNA of Glycine soja, 1221 nucleotides long. RefSeq lists its product as uncharacterized. Gene Ontology annotation, molecular function: catalytic activity. The record is from RefSeq and is a predicted model, not a curated record. The transcript is spliced from 2 exons. Lineage: Eukaryota; Viridiplantae; Streptophyta; Magnoliopsida; Fabales; Fabaceae. Bases 1 to 1221 code for a protein of 406 amino acids.